GCGCACGACGGCAGCAUGGGCAUCCUCGCCUCCGCCGUCGCGACGACCACGGUGAUCGGCCUCCUCCUCCUCCUCGGCUGCCCGCCGCCGUACGCCGCCGCGCGGCCGCUGCCGAGGGGCGCCGGCGCGACGCGCUCCGCGGAGGAGGCGGCGCUCUUGCUGGCGCCGCCGCCGGCGUCUGACGGCGGCGGGCUGCAGUGGCGCGCCGCCGCCGACGCGGCGGCCAGGGCGGGGAAGUGGCUCCCGUUCGCCGGCGCCGCCGCGCGCGCGCGCUACCCGGCGCUGUGGGGUUUUCCUCCGGCGGCGGGGAGGCCGCUGCCGUGGGCGGCGGCGGCUCGCACGCCGCCGGAGCUGGUAUUCAGGACGGGCGGCCAGCUGAUGGAGGAGCCGCCGCACGAGGAGGACGCGGCGACACGGCAGGAGCAGGUCGCCAUGUGGGCGUCGCUGCUCAACCCCGCGCAGGUCAGGCCGACGGCGCCGGCCUGGGCGAUGGUGGGCAAUGGCGAGGCGCCGCCGGCCGACGCCGAGCCGACGACGGCCGAAGGGAUGGACGCCGCCGACGAGCCGCCUGCCACCGGCGGCACGAUCUUCGGCCAGCCAAAGUGGCCGGGGUCACCGUGAUCACCGUGCCCAAACAGUUCCUUUCCAAAUAUUUUUAUUUUUUUAUUUUCUAGCACUAAUUAUAUAUGUCUGAGUGUUGGCAAGAGUAAGGAGAUAAACAUGGAUUAUUUCUCUUACUAAAUUUUGUUAUUUUUUCUAAUCCUUCAGCUUUGCUUUUAAAUUUACUUAACAAC
Oryza brachyantha (malo sina) is the source of this 794-nucleotide messenger RNA. RefSeq lists its product as uncharacterized. The record is from RefSeq and is a predicted model, not a curated record. The transcript has a single exon. NCBI's taxonomy places the organism in Eukaryota, Viridiplantae, Streptophyta, Magnoliopsida, Poales, Poaceae. The coding region runs from base 16 to 621 and encodes 201 amino acids.